CGUCGGAGAAGUUGUUUUGCGUUGACGAUGCCGGGCUACGUGUGGCCGCUUUCGUGACUGUGAUGUGUUCAGCGUCUCCUAGUUCGCCCGCUUUGAACUGUGAACAUCGUUGACGUGUGCCCACUCACGGCUGGCCUUUCAAAAUGCACACUUUAAUCGUACUCGGCAUCAAUCUGACGAUGUCGACUGUUGCUCAUCUGGUCACGCUAGACUUAAUACCCCGUUUCAGAGAGAUGUUUAUCAAAGCUGGACUAUCAGGGGUCGACAUGAGCAAAACAACCAAAGCAAAAGUCCCAGAAUCCGCUGGCGUGAUAUCGGCGACAGUCUUCUUAAUUACCGUGUUCCUAUUCAUCCCUGUGCCCUUCUUCAACUAUCUGACGGAAGCCUCAAUCUUUCCACACAGUGAUUUUGUCGAGCUUCUGGCAGCUCUCCUGUCCAUCUGCUGCAUGCUGCUGCUGGGCUUUGCGGACGACGUGCUGGACCUCAAGUGGCGGGACAAGCUGCUCUUGCCAACGUUGGCGUCGCUGCCAUUACUCGUCGUCUACUACGUCACUUUUAACAACACGACGAUCAUUGUGCCCAAGCCCUUCCGCUUCGUACUUGGCAACGACCUUUGGCUCGGUCCAUUGUACUACAUAUACAUGGGAAUGCUUGCCGUGUUCUGCACAAAUGCCAUCAACAUUCUUGCUGGCAUCAACGGUCUUGAAGCUGGCCAGUCUGCUGUCAUUGCUGCUUCCAUCAUAAUUUUUAAUCUAAUUGAAUUGUUUGGUGAGUAUCCAAGGGAGUACUUCGAGACGCUGAAAAACAGCCCCGAGAUUCCAUUCGACGCGUCCAAGAAGCCUGCUCAGGGUGUUCUGAAGGCACGGCUCUCACUGCCAUCCAGUACACCUAUUUCGUCUGCAAAGAAGCGUGUCAGGGCAUCUGAUGUCUUUGGAUCUAAUGACAGUCAUUUGUUCCGCAAAAAGCGUCCCAGUGCAUCAGAUUUCUUCUAG
This is a messenger RNA of Rhipicephalus sanguineus (brown dog tick), 992 nucleotides long. RefSeq names its product UDP-N-acetylglucosamine--dolichyl-phosphate N-acetylglucosaminephosphotransferase. Gene Ontology annotation, molecular function: UDP-N-acetylglucosamine-dolichyl-phosphate N-acetylglucosaminephosphotransferase activity. The coding region runs from base 144 to 992 and encodes 282 amino acids. The transcript has 5 exons. Gene Ontology annotation, biological process: protein N-linked glycosylation; dolichol-linked oligosaccharide biosynthetic process. NCBI's taxonomy places the organism in Eukaryota, Metazoa, Arthropoda, Arachnida, Ixodida, Ixodidae. The record is from RefSeq and is a predicted model, not a curated record. Gene Ontology annotation, cellular component: membrane.